Messenger RNA from Castor canadensis (American beaver), 927 nucleotides. NCBI's taxonomy places the organism in Eukaryota, Metazoa, Chordata, Mammalia, Rodentia, Castoridae. The record is from RefSeq and is a predicted model, not a curated record.
AUGAUAACAAUCGUUUAUGGGAAUGAGAUUGUUAGAGCUGAAAAGUGGUCUAAGCUGGCUGCUAAAGCCAUGAGGAGCACAUUUUUUCUAUGUAUUUAACAGAUGGGGCGUGAGUGGGUUUGGUUGGAUUCUGAGCAAGACUAUCCCAAUGACUCUGAGUUGAGCAACGACUGCAGGUCCCUCUUCAGCUCAUGGGACUCCAGUCUGGAUCUUGAUGUAGGAAGCUGGAGAGAAACUGAAGAUCCAGAGACUGAGGAACUAGAGGAAAGCAGCCCAGGAAGAGAGCCUAGUGAGCUCUUUGUGGGAGAUGGAGACAGUGAGGAAUCUCAGGAAGAGGCAGAGCAAGUCAACCGCCAGAACCUCCUCCACUUUCUCUCUGAGGGGGAGGCUCAGCAAGACUCCAAAGAGGAGGAACAGGGUGAAGGGUAUGUUUCAGAAAUGGAAGAACAGCCCCCUUCAGGUGACUAUGAUGAUGGUUUCAGCAUUCAGGAAACUCCCCUGGUGGAUAUCCUUUUGAGCCGUGCUAACUCCUCAAAACUGACUGAUCUAAGCCAAGGUGACCCUAUUCAGAAUCAUUUGCUAUUUAAGAAGACUCUUUUGCCAGUCUGGAAGAUGAUUGCCAGUCACAGGUUCAGCAGUCCAUUUCUGAAGCCCGUGUCAGAAAGGCAGGCCCCAGGAUACAAAGAUGUGGUGAAAAGACCUAUGGACUUAACUAGCUUGAAGAGAAAUCUCUCUAAGGGACGGAUUCGCACCAUGGCCCAGUUCCAGCGGGACCUGAUGUUAAUGUUCCAAAAUGCUGUGAUGUACAAUGACUCUGAUCAUCAUGUAUACCAUAUGGCUGUGGAGAUGCAGAGAGAAGUCUUGGAGCAGAUUCAGGUGCUGAGUAUUUGGUUAGACAAAAGAAGAGACUUAAGUACUCUGGAAUGA